UUCGAACGCGCCGAGAGCUGAGAGUGCAAGCAUGGCUUUACGAUGCCUGGUUUCGUUGUCUUUGGCGGUUGCAGUUCUGGCCGAUCAGAGCUCACAUGUCAGCAUUAAUCUCGGCGGUGCUCCUGCUGUCAGCCAUCACAGUUCCUCUCACCACGCACGCACUUCAUACCACCAUCAACCUACCUACCACACACAGUCUUCCUACCAUCCACAACCUUCCUACCACCCUGCUCCCGCUUAUCACCCACAGCCUUCCUAUGAGCAUACACACGAAUCUACUGUGCCAGAAUGUGCUGCCAACAUAACCAAAUCAUGGUGUCUCCACGACGACCAUUAUCCCACCUAUGAGAUCAAACACGCAGCCGAAUAUCACUACGAGAAGCUCCUCUCCCUCUAUGCUGACGUAGCUGACCUCAACACCGAGCUGUCUGUGGACCGACCAAAUACCCUGGAUGAGGAAACUUACUUGUGUCCAUCAGAGACCGCUUACAUCAGGCCCCUUCGUGCCCAGAACACCGAGGGAAAAUGGCGUGUUAUUGUAAACAAUAUCGAUGUCCAUUAUCAGACUCUCACUCAGACUACACGCAUCGAAGAGUGUCUCACUUCCGGCGAUGCAUGUCCUCUGGUACCUGACUGCUACGAGUCCAAGUGUUUGCAGAAGUCCAUCUACCACCGUUUCCUUGUCUACGACCCCUAUGAUCAGUACUUCCCCUUCGCCAUCGAGACAUUCAAGCUUCCCGCAAGCUGUGCUUGUCUGUUGGGUGCCUAUAUCAUCGAUCAUUAACUACCAAACACCUGAUAUCGAGACACAUGAAGGAUGUGUGGAACUUCACAUGAAUUGUAUAGCAUUUUAACAUCCUUAACGACGUGACGUACAUAAAAUUCAAUCAUCCUUGCCGUGAUAAUAUCUACAGAAAUGAUAAGUGAUUACAAAUGACAUUGAAACCCCCCCUUGUGAAACAUGAAAAUAAAUAUAAUUCAAAGUAUUUUACAUAUCAUUAUACCAAUAUCUUUGAAUUAACGAGGCGCGUAACAUCUUUUUUUUGUUUGUUUAGUUUAGUUUAGUUUGACAUUUGAUUUUUAAGGAACUUACAGUAUCAGUUUACUGAGGAUUCAUAUAGUUUAGUGUUUGAUUCACAAUAUUCUUUAAAUCUGACGGCUUAUGAACAACAGCUGAAUUGUGAAUGAGGUGUAAGCAGGAGAAAAAAUAUUUAUGAUCUUCAUUCUCAUCGUCUUAUAAUUACGAAGGAAAACAUUUUCACUUAUAUAUAUAUCCAUUAUAUAUAAAGAUACAUGCAUGCAUAUACAUAUAUGUGUGUGUGUGUGUGUGUUUAUGUGGAUGUAUGUGCAUAUAUGUGCAUAUAUGUAAAUCUUUAUAUACACAGGUGUGUUCAUGUAUGAUGUAUAUAGAUCGACGCCCUUCGAAGCGAGGCCUAGUUUUAUCCAUCCGAAAGUACAAAAUAUUAGUCAAAGAACAAUGGGAACUGUC
Messenger RNA from Penaeus monodon (black tiger shrimp), 1489 nucleotides. RefSeq lists its product as uncharacterized. Lineage: Eukaryota; Metazoa; Arthropoda; Malacostraca; Decapoda; Penaeidae. Gene Ontology annotation, molecular function: growth factor activity; Toll binding. The record is from RefSeq and is a predicted model, not a curated record. The transcript has 2 exons. Bases 32 to 784 code for a protein of 250 amino acids. Gene Ontology annotation, biological process: innate immune response; regulation of Toll signaling pathway; central nervous system formation. Gene Ontology annotation, cellular component: extracellular region.